ACCCCGUCAACAACAGUUUACAGAGGUUUUGUAUUUUCUUAUGUGAUGUUCCUGUAAUUGUCAACUUGCUUUAUGCCUUUCCUUAAUAAAAUGCAAGAUAUACAUCGUUUGUUUCUUCAAUGUCUUAUUUCAACCCCUUUUAUGUCCGAAGCAGAGACGAAAGCAUCGUAUUCAAGAUGUGUUCAACUAUUUAACGAAGGGGAAGUGGAAGGGAAUUUUGACUUGGAAGGAUUCGAAAAUUGUAUCAGAUCAAUCAAUAGUGGCGUGCGUAGCUUGUUCUUGGAAGUCCGAAAAGGUGUCUCAGAAGAUGAUGGCACUUACUAUUACGGUUUGGUGAACAAUAGCGAAGAUCAAAUCGCCAGAUUGGCAACCAAUUACUCACCGCAUGAUAUUGAUUUCUUCAGAAAAGUGUUAGAUACAUUAGUGCAAUCAGAGGAUGGAACCGCGGAAUCUGUACAUUUAUUACAUGCAGCCGCCGAUCUUCCAAAGUCUAUAAGUGUGUCAAACGCCGAGAAUCUUCUGGAUAUGUGGGUUAAAGACAAAUGGCUGUCUAAGUCGUCUGGUAGCUACUGGCUUGGGCCUCGCGCGUACCUGGAACUGCAACCAUACCUGAAAAGGAUCUACCAUGAUUAUAUUGUUGAUUGUAGUAUAUGCAUGAACAUUGUUCUGAGGGGACAAAACUGUGUUGCAUGUGACGUGAAGAUCCAUCAUCACUGCGCAGCUAAGUAUUUCUACCAAAGAAUAUUGAAGAAAUGUCCUGGAUGUCAAAUAGAAUGGCCCCACGAUAUUGAUCCAAGUCUUGCAAGGAUGGAGGUAGCUGUAAAUAACGGCUCGUACAGACAAAAUGCACGAUCAAGAACAAGUGAAUUUGGAAGUUCUGGCAGUGUUGGCAAGAAAAAACCAAGACGAUAAUGAGCUAAGUUCAUAAAAAUCAUGUGUCAAUAAAGAUAUGAAAAAUACUAGUGGUUAAUAUAAUACAUUUCGCUUUAACAAAAGGAAAUGUCUUCUCUAUCAUGAUUGUACGAGACUUGUGCAUCGUCAUUUCAUAGUUUGGUUGGACUAACCGUGUUUUGUAAACACUCCAAACAUGCUACAUCAACUGAAAGUAGGUGUGCGUUGCGCACAUGUGUUAAACUUGAUUUGAUGAUCUCGUGAAUGAGUGUAUUGCUUCAGCAUGAACACAAUUCAAAAAAAGCUGUGUUAUUUACGAAAUUCUGCAUUCUAAGAAUGCCCCUCGGUCUAUCUAGUAAAUUAAAUUGCUUGCUGCAUAUUUUUAUAUUAAAAUUAAAGUUAAAGACACUUUGUCUCACAAGAUA
Xenia sp. Carnegie-2017 is the source of this 1316-nucleotide messenger RNA. RefSeq names its product non-structural maintenance of chromosomes element 1 homolog. Gene Ontology annotation, cellular component: nucleus; Smc5-Smc6 complex. The transcript has 9 exons. Bases 73 to 912 code for a protein of 279 amino acids. Gene Ontology annotation, biological process: DNA damage tolerance; double-strand break repair via homologous recombination. Gene Ontology annotation, molecular function: ubiquitin-protein transferase activity. NCBI's taxonomy places the organism in Eukaryota, Metazoa, Cnidaria, Anthozoa, Malacalcyonacea, Xeniidae. The record is from RefSeq and is a predicted model, not a curated record.